AUGAUCAAUCUGUACAAGGCUGGCCGCCGCGUUGUUAAGAUUGCUGGUGAUAUCAAGGCUAUUCACGCCGGAUAUCAAGCUUCCUCCGGCAUCGUGAAUGAGGUUUCCUCUCUCAGAACUCUCUUAUUCGAUCAGGAUGGAAAUGCUAGUCUUCUGUUCAUUCCGGCCAUGCUCUUCCCAGAUGAACGUGGUCACCCAAUGUUGCCGCUCAAUGCAUUUGUGGGGGUUGCCCGGGCUUCCCACCAAGCGUUGCCCAGCACGAAAGUGAGCGUACUCAUCUACGCUACCCUUGGCGCGUCCCGUGUGAGCUUCCCGUCCGUGGCCAUUCCUCGCGAGGGAACCAUGACUGGGCCGCAGUAUCGAGGCCUCCUGCUCAGCAUUUUCAACAAGCAGCGGGAUGCUGCCGAGCUGCCUGCUCUGACCCCCAAGGAGCUCGCUAUUGGACCUAUCGAGUCCCUGCCUUCCACAAUUUUGGACGAAAGGUAUCCUGGCGUCCCCCUUCCCACCGUCAAAUUUACCCUCCGUGCCGCUUUCCCUGUUAUCUGCUUUGUAAUGCCCGGACUUUUGCUACAGCAAAACUUCAUAGUGGCUCCUAAUCUCCAUGGUUUCACCUGCUGUUUUCGACUCCCUACACUGGCUGAAAGAGAGGGCUUCGGACUUACCGUUGAUUUCUGCCCGCUGACAUAG
Penicillium subrubescens is the source of this 687-nucleotide messenger RNA. RefSeq lists its product as uncharacterized. NCBI's taxonomy places the organism in Eukaryota, Fungi, Ascomycota, Eurotiomycetes, Eurotiales, Aspergillaceae. The transcript is spliced from 2 exons. Bases 1 to 687 code for a protein of 228 amino acids. The record is from RefSeq and is a predicted model, not a curated record.